AUGGGCGUUCCGCAGAUUUGGGAACUAUUGCAACCUUAUAUUAAGGACAAGAGGGUACCAUUCCGAAAGCUUGCUGCUGAUUUUAAGGAAGAAAACGGAAGGCCAAUUCGAAUCGCUAUAGAUGGCUACACCUGGUUAUUUGAAUGUGGAUUUAUCACGUCCCCAGAUUCACAAGAGAGGUACCAUGGUGACGGUAAAAUAAACAAAGCCAUUGUUAAUUUCCUUCAUCGGUUGAAGGAGUUUUUAUCCUUAGAUGUCAGUUUUAUUAUGGUAUUUGAUGGGAAUAUGAAGCCCUGGUUCAAGAAGAACUUUAGAGAAGAUGCCACGUCCAUCUCAAAGGAACUGGAUGAAGACUUUCUAGUCGAGUGGAAAAGACAUGAGCGCUCACAUAGAGAGCGGAACUACUGUUUGGGUCAUCAACCAUCAGACGAUUUGCCCGAAUUCAUGGUGGUUAUCAAAAGAACCUUGGAUAUGAUGAACAUUUCAUACAUAGAAGCCUGCGGAGAAGGCGAAGCCCAAUGUGCCUGGCUACAAAAGCAUGGGUAUGUGGAUUAUGUUCUCAGUAAUGAUUCAGACACCUUGAUAUUUGGAUGCGACAGAAUGCUUCGGAACUACUCUAAGUCAACGAAUGACUUUGGGGUCACUGCAGCUGGAAGCCACCGUCCGAAUGUAUCGCGAGACGCCAAAGAACCGUUUGUGACAAUUGUGGAGCUCGAUGCUAUACGCCAAUCUGCAGUGGAGAGAUACGAAUGGUGGUCGCUGUUAUUCUUCAGUGUUCUCCUGGGAGCCGACUAUAAUCAAGGUGUCAAAGGCCUGGGUAAAGCCAAAGCAGCCAAAUUAGCUCAGUUGGAAGAUCCCGACUUUUCCAUGGAAUUUCGCAGUAUUUUUGAACCCUUGGACUGCAGUCCUUCCACAAGAACUAGCAGAUACUCUCGUUUCCAGAAAGAAGUGCUCGACUACUGUAGCCAAAACUCAGUUAAAUUAUUUGGACGCAACUAUAAGGCAUUACUAGGAGGAGAGAAAAUGGAAGGAUGGCCCUCCGAGACUGCCGCUAUGUGCUAUUUCCAUCCCUACCUGAUACCAAAUCUGGACCUUGGCGUUUUCGAAGAUAAGUUCGUGAACAUGAGCGAAAACGCUUCAUACAAGCGCAUUGAUCUGCAAAAAUUGCGAGCUUUUUUGGAGGAAAUCAACCCAGUUGGAGUGACCCACUUCGAGAAGUGGUUCUGGGGUUUGAUGCAAGAAUCCUUCAUACACAGAUAUGUUCUCGGGCUGCGUGGCGACACGACAGAUCGAGCAGAGAUCAGCGAAGAGAAAACAUUCUUUACUCAAGAGGCGAAAUUUAGCUAUUCGUGCUGGAAAUUACGAUAUAAUAAUUUCCUGCACUCCUUUAACGAUCUGCACAGCAGAAAUGUUGGACAGCCUCUACUUAGAUCUCCGAGUCCAGCGAAACCUACCGGCGCAGCAUCAAAAUUUCAACACAGCACCUGGAUACCGAAGCAGCUACUACCUGAGGCGCAUAGCUUGGUUAAGCGUUACAAGGAAGGUGCCAGAGUCAGACGCAAAACCUCACCCAGAAAAACUCCAAGAUAUAGUCCACAAAAGAACACCCUGGAUGAGUUUCUUUCGAAUCACUCAUCGCCUGUCAAAGAUAUCGGUUCUAUUACGUCCGUCAGCAUCCCAGUACUUCAGCCUCUCAAGAGACGUCUUUUUGUUGAAACCGACCACGAGGAGGAAGCAGACUCUGACCGUGAGGCAAACGACAGCUCCCUCAUCAUCCUAGGCGAGUCCCGGCUUGGUGAUAUUGAUGGAGCCCACAAUUUCAGUUUAGACGAUGAGCUCACGCAGGUUCCGGAAGAUGAAUCGCCGCUAAAGAAACAGCGUCUAGAGGAAAGCAACAGCCCCAGGAAAACAUGA
This is a messenger RNA of Torulaspora globosa, 1914 nucleotides long. RefSeq names its product crossover junction endodeoxyribonuclease (gene YEN1). The record is from RefSeq and is a predicted model, not a curated record. Gene Ontology annotation, molecular function: 5'-flap endonuclease activity. Bases 1 to 1914 code for a protein of 637 amino acids. Lineage: Eukaryota; Fungi; Ascomycota; Saccharomycetes; Saccharomycetales; Saccharomycetaceae. The transcript has a single exon.